This is a messenger RNA of Chondrus crispus (carragheen), 216 nucleotides long. RefSeq lists its product as hypothetical. The transcript has a single exon. Bases 1 to 216 code for a protein of 71 amino acids. The record is from RefSeq and is a predicted model, not a curated record. NCBI's taxonomy places the organism in Eukaryota, Rhodophyta, Florideophyceae, Gigartinales, Gigartinaceae.
AUGCGCCUUGCGUUCAUGACCUGCAGCUACAACAAAGAUCUAUUCGUAGGAAAGGAACUUCGCAGAGGCUCUCCCCACCCCCUGCAGCGCCUGGCGAGCGUCUACGAUGUUGUGUUGGUUGCACGGCAUUGGCAUGCUCGUGCACAGGUCUCAAAAGUGAAACUGCCCACAGCAGGCUUGCAACGCUGCUCACAAGCACAUUCCCGGCUAGUCUAG